AUGUCUAGUGUUGCGAACGCCACCCUUCCUACAACGAACAAUAUUCUGAUGAACUCACAGACAGUAUCGAAUUCCGCCGAAAAGCUGGAUGAAAAAACCCAGAAGGGUGUAUGUCUCAAGGCUUCGGAUUCUGAAUCGGAAAGUGAUUCCGAAGUCAGCACAGACGACGAAGAUACCAGCGAUGAUGACAAGCGAAUGGCUGAUAAUCCCAUUCUGAAAGAACGGUUGAAGCAGUUGGAUCGUUACGCUACUCCAUUGAGUCAUAAAACUCAGUCACCUGACCAAACUGGUCUGCCCAGUGCCUACGCCACCCCGUUACCACUUACGGAUUGUAUGGUUAACAGUGGUCCUUUGUCCUCCCAUGGGAAAUCUAGUGGGCCAUCGGAUGUUGUGGACAGUAGUUCAACUCCGUCUGAAUAUCGCUCACAUCAACCGUCUGUUACUGAAUCCCCCAAUCCGUGCAGCGGACCGGCUUCUUUGAAUACUUCUGUUACCCCAAAGCACAACUUCUCGCCGCCGUAUGGCAUACACGGUGGUAGUGGGGGCGCAUCCGGACCGUCGUCGCAGCAUGAGCAACAAUCUGGCGGAGCUUUUUAUUCCCAAAUUUCUUCAAAGUUUUCUCGGAAAGUCAACGACGCUCCUUGCGGUUACCCGAGUUCUUUCCCCGAAGGAUGUGAAACUGGAGCCCCGGAAGAUCGUCUGGUCGGAGGUGAGGAAGAACAGGAGUUUAUUUGUGAAGUCUGCAAUGCUGUGUAUGCUAAUCGGUCGUCUUUAAGAAGUCACAUGAAAAAACACAUAAACCAUGUCGCUAAGCGCCACCAGUGUGAUCAGUGCCCUUAUUCAACGCAAUACGGCAAAAAUCUUCUCAAACACAUUGAGUCCAUGCAUGGAAAAGGCCAAACUGAUCAAGUUCAAUGUGAGGGCUGCGCUCGUUUAUUUCCGACCGAAGACCAUCUCCGGAAUCAUGAGUGUGCUUCCGUACAGUAUAACGCCUAUCGCUGUGAGGAAUGUGGAAGAGUGUUCAAAACAAAACUUCGUCUGAAGUAUCAUGCUGACAUUCACAAUCCACGUAAACCAUAUGUUUGUGAUGUCGAGGGUUGUGAUCGCGCUUUCCGUACUCCCAAGUAUUUGAAGAAUCAUCGCGAUGAGUUUCAUCGCAUGCAACCGAAGAACUACCUCUGUCCCGUGGAAGGCUGCGAUUUAGUUUUUCACCGGAAAACCCACCUCAAACGUCACAUUGCAACGCACGAAGGUAAUGUUGAUCGAAACUGCUCGCCAACAUUUUUAUUUCCUUCAGAUAAAUCAACAUGCUCCCAUCUAAUACUGGUGGUUUCGUGUUUUCAGCAUAAUCAUUCUAGCAUUUGGGUAUCGGCCUUGGUUUUUGUUCAACAAUUAAAGAAGCUUUAA
Molecule: messenger RNA, 1407 nt
Organism: Echinostoma caproni
Lineage: Eukaryota; Metazoa; Platyhelminthes; Trematoda; Plagiorchiida; Echinostomatidae
Source: the annotation of a GenBank genome assembly